Molecule: messenger RNA, 877 nt
Organism: Strongylocentrotus purpuratus (purple sea urchin)
Lineage: Eukaryota; Metazoa; Echinodermata; Echinoidea; Camarodonta; Strongylocentrotidae
Product: perlucin-like protein
Exons: 4
Coding region: 101-847 (248 amino acids)
Molecular function (GO): signaling receptor activity
Source: RefSeq, a predicted model, not a curated record
UAUAGUUUCAAACUUCUCUCGACUAAAAUAUACACAGCCUCAUUUAUCAUAGGAACUGACUAAAAGGGAGAGUAAAAUCAAGUACAGUGUAUAUACUAAAAUGUCUACGCGCAACUUUAAGUUACUAUCUCCACCAAAUAUCAUUUUUGUUGGGUUAAUGAUUUUGACGAUAUGGACUUCCUUUCUACAGAGCGCUGAUUAUACUUGUCCAUCUGGUUGGUUGCUAUUCUCCUCCAGCUGUUACUUCAUCGACUUGGAGGACAGGACUCGGCCCGGCGCGUCGGCGGCCUGUCAAGUGUACGGAGCUUCGUUGGCCGAGAUCACGUCGGCCGAAGAGAACAGUUAUAUCGGAGACCUAGCUGCUGCCUCGGACACGGCCUUGUGGAUUGACUGCAGGGACGACAUCUCGGAGGGGGACUGGUUGUGCGGGGAUGAUAAUCAUCCAAUUACCUACACCGGUUGGGGACCAGGAGAGCCCAACAAUAUAGAUAAUGAAGACUGCGCCGUCUUGUACAGCGGUUGGUGGUACGAUAUUCCUUGUACAGCCACAGUUCCAUCAGUCUGCAAGAAAGAUGGUAUUGGCAAUGCCGUUCCAUCCUCGAGAUCAAUGACCUUCAAGAAAGACGUCUCCAAUCCAGGCUGUCUCAGAAAUAACGUCAUCGAGCAAAUUGAACAAUCUACGCUGAUCAGCUGCGGAGGGCGCUGUCUCCAGUCUGCGGACUGCUCCUCAAUAAAUUACUACCCUCAUCGAGAGAGAUGUGACCUUAACAGUGCCACUAAGGCGGAGGCUAACGAUUCUGAUUUCAUCGAGUUUUUUCAUUGUGAAUACUAUGACAUUCUUUCAUAAUUUAUUAGUCUCGUGCAGUGGAGUAGCGUG